UGGGUGCGGUUAAUGUCGUCGUGUUAUUUAUUCGCUAAUGAGCUGUCUCUAUGCCUUGUCGUCGUAUUAUAGACGACAAAACACAUUCACUAAUGAUGUCUGGCAAUGCCUAAAAGCAGCCUUUUAGAGUAUACUCUGAAGGUAUAUAUUUGUGAAUUAAAUGCAGAAGUUACAAGCAGAUACUGCUAAGGGCUGCAGAGUUGGGACAGAAGAAACAUUAAUAAAAUUUCGUCCUUCGCCUAAUUUCAAAAAUAUGAAGAAAUUCUUGAAAUCGAAAAUAGAUUUUACAGAGAACAGCAACCAGUCCCCUUUUCAUGGGACAGAACAUUCACCUACAAAUACUUCGCCUGAACCAAUAACGUCACUAGAGGAGCAGAAAGCUUUGCUGGAAAAGGCGAGACCUGCACAACCUCCCUUACCACUGGAACCUCCACCCACUACCCCAAUUGACUUUAGCCUACCACAUAAACAAGAAAUUGAAGAUCAUGGAUAUCAGAGCAGAUUAGGAUCGCCUACGCUAAAUCUUUAUGACACUAGCGAGGCCUCACUAUCAUUAGCAACAAAUUAUGAUACAUCACAAGUGGAUGCCAGUGAAAAACCAAAAAAAACCGUCUGCAGAGACUUCAUAAGAGGAACUUGCAGUAGGGCAGGCACAUGCAAAUAUGCUCAUGAACGAGAUCUGUCACAGUUACCUGGCGUAUACACAUUCUGUAAAAACUUUCAGAAUACAGUUUGCACAUAUCCAUAUUGUAAAUAUGUGCAUGCAUCAAUAUUUGAAGAGCAAAGGUUUUAUAGGACUGGAAUUCUACCGCCUCAUGCUUUGGCCCACCACAAGAAGCCUCCGGCGGCACAGUUGCCGGCAAUACUACCCCCACCACCUCCACCACCACCUGAAGAGCCAGCUCCUCAGCCGGUCCCUGUAGAAGUUCCGAUGUUUACAAAUCCCCCACCUGUAUUGGUUCCCAUUGUUCCCAGUGUUGAUAAACCUCUUAUCUCAUGCGUGCCGACUGCAAACUUGGAGCCAAGGCCUGUGGACGAUUUCAUGAUCACCCCAGCGCCGCGCGACCUCGAGCACAAGGCAAAAAAAUGCAAAAAUUGCGACACAAUGGAAUUCAGAUUGCAAUUCAAUAAGGAUAAGACUGAAAACAUGAGACAGUCUACAGUGGAGCUAAAGAAUAAAGUGGCGCGUUUGUCGAGGAAGUCGCAGACGUUAUAUACUGUGCUGUUGUCGCUUAUGAAGCCGCAAGUCAGUAAAAGACAAGAAGGGCUCAACGGAUUGUCUAUGUCUUCACUUCUCAGCAUUGUCGGCGAUUCGGAAAAGAACAUGCUUUCUAAUCUGCUGCUGAAGGAUGCCUCGGAGCAGAGCCUCGUCUCCGAGACCCGGGACCCGUGCUCGUGACUUACACACGGGACCUGAUUUAUGAUUCGUCGUGAGACUUUAUAUAGACUCAGUGCCGUGCAGUUGUCCCAUCCUAUACACAAAUAAUCCUACUUUUAUACUUUCAAAGCGAAACCUAGGGUAAAUUAUACGAGGGUUGGCACCCACACCGACUGCACGAACUCCCAGUCGAGAGGCCAGCAAUAGUACAAUUUCCCCUAUUACUUGUUGUGCCAAACGCGAAGGCAGGCUAUACGUAUACGUAUUUUAAUAGAACUGUGAACGAAUGACUGAAAUAAGAGUUCAGAAUCGUACUAAAAUAAUCUGUUCUGGAGAAUGAUGGGUGGUACCGUG
Molecule: messenger RNA, 1732 nt
Organism: Cydia amplana
Lineage: Eukaryota; Metazoa; Arthropoda; Insecta; Lepidoptera; Tortricidae
Exons: 8
Coding region: 161-1399 (412 amino acids)
Biological process (GO): regulation of RNA splicing
Molecular function (GO): metal ion binding; RNA binding
Source: RefSeq, a predicted model, not a curated record